GCUCUACAAGCUAUAUGUCCUCUUGCUGGACCCGUUUACUUCGACGACUGGCAUAGAUGCCCGGAAGAAUAUGCAGCAGAAACGGACAAGGCAGUGAGGUUGCUUUCCCGCCGCUGGGACCCCUGGAAUGCUAAUUGGCUCUGGCGCCUGGCAAUUGCAAACCUUUCGCGGCCCAGCCCAGUUUCAUGCCAUGGGCGGGGGGGUUGGAUCUGACGACUGACAUGUGCUGACGAAGGCACUUUGCAACUCUCACACAUACAAAGACCAGGACGGCUGAGCUUUGUGAGCAGAUUGAUGAAGUGCUCCGCACGCGUCGCUUGGCUGGGAAGACGGCAUGCUCUUUCAUGUGCUCGACCGCGUGCAGAACGACGGCAUGUUCAGAAGGUGACACGCGACGGCAGAAAGGGCCAUACGCAGAACUACCCAAGGAAGCGCUGGAUGCAUCUAGGGGACUUGACGACAGCCUUGUUGACGACAGCCUUGUUGACGACAGCACUGCUUCACGAGCCAAACAGAGUCGCUCUUUUACGGCUGAGCCAGGGGAAGCGAUGACAUCAGGCCUUGGGCCUUGGAUGGAGCAAUGUGAGAAGAAUCGAUGGUGGGCUGCAGUGCUCGAAGCGAUGGCAGCUCUGGGCUCGAUCAACGUUCUGGCCCAAGAGAAUGUUUUGGGGGAGCAUUUGAGGAAGCGAUGGCAGCUUGGAGUGUGUGAAAUGAGCCAAGCCGCUGAUCUUCGAAGGUGAAGUGAUGCCAUAUGUUUGUGCACUGCGUUGCUAGGCUGACUUGCUUGGAGGCUCCCCGGUACUGGUACUGCAUUGACAACGAUGCCGUGCGGCAUCCUGAGGUGGCUGCUUUUGCAAGAUCAGUG
Durusdinium trenchii is the source of this 865-nucleotide messenger RNA. Lineage: Eukaryota; Dinophyceae; Suessiales; Symbiodiniaceae. The record is from the annotation of a GenBank genome assembly.